Molecule: messenger RNA, 1122 nt
Organism: Pezoporus flaviventris
Lineage: Eukaryota; Metazoa; Chordata; Aves; Psittaciformes; Psittacidae
Gene: GH1
Product: growth hormone 1
Exons: 5
Coding region: 403-1056 (217 amino acids)
Biological process (GO): growth hormone receptor signaling pathway; positive regulation of receptor signaling pathway via JAK-STAT; positive regulation of growth
Cellular component (GO): extracellular region
Molecular function (GO): growth hormone receptor binding; hormone activity
Source: RefSeq, a predicted model, not a curated record
CACCAGCCCUGCCAAGGCUGCAGCAGCAGGCAGGGAAACCAGGCGGACACAGCAAGUUCCCCCGUGUAAGCACUGAGGUGAUUUUGGGAUGGGUCUUCCUAUGAUGAAGAAACCUUUAUUUGUAAUAACCAACAGAAUACGGCAAAAUCAUCCCCAGGCAAACAACCUCCCCAGCCUUUCCAUCUCUGUAUAAAUGACUGCGAUUAGGGAGCACCAUUGCGAACACUUGUGCAUUUACGCACACAGAAGAUGCAGAUAUGUUGUUGUGAUCAUGACACACAUAUACAUUUUAAACAGACCCCCUGCUAUAUAAGGGGUGGCUCAGCAGUGGCCUUCGUCAGCCUACAUGAAAGGAGGAAACCUUCACUGCCAAGCAACACCUGAGCAACGAACCAGGCAGAAAUGGCUCCAGGGUCCUGGCUGUCUCCUCUCUUCCUUGCUGUGAUCACUCUGGGACUGCAGUGGCCACAGGAAGCUGCCACCUUCCCGGCCAUGCCCCUUUCCAACCUGUUUGCCAACGCUGUGCUGAGGGCUCAGCACCUUCACCUCCUGGCUGCUGAGACAUACAAAGAGUUCGAACGCACCUAUAUCCCAGAGGACCAAAGACAUGCCAACAAAAACUCCCAGGCAGCAUUUUGUUACUCAGAAACCAUCCCUGCUCCCACGGGGAAGGACGAUGCUCAGCAAAAAUCGGACAUGGAGCUGCUUCGGUUCUCACUGGUUCUCAUCCAGUCCUGGCUGACCCCGGUGCAAUACCUAAGCAAGGUGUUCACCAACAACCUGGUUUUUGGCACCUCAGACAGAGUGUAUGAAAAACUAAAGGACCUGGAAGAAGGGAUCCAAGCUUUGAUGAGGGAGCUGGAGGACCGGAGCUCGCGGGGUCCCCAGGUCCUCAAACCCAGCUACGACAAGUUCGACAUCCACCUCCGCACCGAGGACGCGCUGCUGAAGAACUACGGCUUGCUGUCCUGCUUCAAGAAGGACCUGCACAAGGUGGAGACCUACCUGAAGGUGAUGAAGUGCCGGCGCUACGGGGAGGGGAACUGCACCAUCUGAGCGCGGGGACGGCUCCGCCCUGCUCCUGCCCCUCGCUGGCCGCGGCUGCCCUGCUCCCUGUAAAGA